This is a messenger RNA of Cercopithifilaria johnstoni, 1131 nucleotides long. The record is from the annotation of a GenBank genome assembly. NCBI's taxonomy places the organism in Eukaryota, Metazoa, Nematoda, Chromadorea, Rhabditida, Onchocercidae.
AUGUCGAUUAGUUGGGGAACGCAGUAUUCGAAACUGAAAACAAAUCUUCGUUUGGCAAUUAAUCGUUUGAAAUUAUUGGAGAAGAAGAAAACUGAGAUCGCGCUGAAAUCACGCACCGAAAUUGCUGAUUUCAUUGCAAAUCAUAAGGAAGACCGCGCUCGUAUCAGAGUAGAAAACAUCAUAAGGGAAGAUUUUCUUGUCGAGGCAUACGAGUUGCUGGAAAUGUAUUGCGAUCUUAUUCUGGCACGAUUUGGUCUCAUAGAACAAAUCAAGCAACUUGAUGAUGGAAUUGCUGAAGCAGUAAUUAAUAUUAUAUGGGCUGCUCCUCGUGUGGCAACAGAUGUGAGUGAAUUCAAGGUGAUUAGCGACCAACUGACCAUGAAAUAUGGCAAAACCUUUGCUGAAGCAGCGCGUAAUAACCAACUAGAAUAUCCUGCUAAAGUAUCACCAAAACUGAUAGCCAAACUAGGUGUGCAAGCACCUCCGAAACUUUUGGUGGAGCGAUAUAUGAUCGAAAUUGCAAAAAGUGCAGGAAUACCGUUCACUCCUGACCCAAAUAUUAUGCGCGAAGACGAAGUUGCUGCUGCUGAACAGAUGCUGAUCGAUUUUAGAAAUCAAGGCGGACAAGGUUAUGGUUGGAUGUAUCCCGAUGACAGUGGUUCAGAUAAUAAAAAGCCGCCUUUUCCACCACCGAAUGAUGGAUCUAUGUAUUAUCCGGGACCACCUCCUCCUGCUGGAUUUAAAGGUGCAUUCGGGAGAAAUGAUGAGGAAAAUAUUCCAGCUUCUGCACCAUUGUCAGAUCCAAAUAAUUAUGGUAAUUGUAAUUAUCCAUGUCUGAAUCAGAUCGAUGAUUCAUCGGGAAAGAUCAAAAUUAAGCCGAACAUAUCACCAGGAGUUCCAUCGGCGCCUCCCACAGAUGCUAAUUCAGUCCCUUCAAAAAUAGAUCCUAAUACAACCCCAGAGUUUCCUGAACCACCGACUGAUUUUCCGGAAAUGUUCAACCCACCACCCUUUCCACCACCGAAAAGUAAUUACGAACAGCAACCAGGUAUUGCCGGUGGAAACGAUGAGCUUGAUUUUGAUGAUUUGGCGAAACGCUUUGAUAUGUUAAAGAAGAAAAAUGUCAAAUAG